UUACAUUCCAUGCGACCCUAAAAUCCAUCAAUCCGCAUACGACGCCGUUUAGUUGCACCUGCUCAUCUAAAUCGCCGCGGUGUCAUUCGUUGGCCGUCUUCGGAACAUCCAAGGAGCCCUUCUUUCCCCCUUUGGUUUUCCUCCCCUAUAAUCCCCCCUUCCUCUGCCGUCGGGCGGCGCGAUCCAUCUUCUCUGCCAAUUCGCUUUACAAGGCGAGGUAAUUGGAGCCCUCCCCUCUUUCUCCUACUUCGUCUUGAAAUAAUAAGCAUCCGAGUCCCGAUUGCCGUGCGCCUUAGAGAAAGAAAUGGGGCAAGCUCUGGGUUGUGUACAAGUGGACCAGUCAACUGUUGCCGUUAGAGAAACUUUUGGAAAGUUUGAUGAGAUUCUUGAUCCUGGAUGUCAUUUCUUGCCCUGGUGUAUAGGGAGGCAAAUUGCUGGGUAUCUUUCACUGCGUGUGCAGCAACUUGAUGUCCGUUGUGAAACAAAGACAAAGGAUAACGUGUUUGUCACCGUUGUUGCGUCUGUUCAAUACCGUGCUCUCGCUGAGAAGGCAUCUGAUGCUUUCUACAGGCUUAGCAACACAAGAGAACAAAUUCAAUCCUAUGUUUUCGAUGUCAUCAGGGCCAGUGUUCCAAAGCUGAACUUGGAUGAUGCAUUUGAACAGAAGAAUGAUAUUGCUAAAGCUGUAGAAGAUGAGCUUGAAAAGGCAAUGUCAAUGUAUGGGUAUGAGAUUGUUCAAACCUUGAUUGUGGAUAUUGAACCUGAUGAACAUGUCAAGAGGGCAAUGAAUGAGAUUAAUGCAGCUGCUCGGCUGCGGGUGGCAGCUAAUGAGAAAGCUGAAGCUGAAAAGAUACUGCAGAUCAAACGAGCAGAAGGAGAUGCGGAAUCGAAGUACUUGGCCGGAUUAGGUAUAGCAAGACAACGCCAGGCCAUUGUGGAUGGCCUGAGAGAUAGCGUGCUUGCUUUCUCAGUAAAUGUACCAGGAACAACAGCCAAGGAUGUCAUGGACAUGGUCUUAGUGACGCAAUACUUUGAUACCAUGAAGGAGAUUGGAGCCUCCUCGAAGUCCUCUUCUGUGUUCAUCCCCCAUGGGCCCGGAGCUGUGAGAGACAUUGCUACUCAGAUCAGGGAUGGCCUUCUUCAAGCAAAUACACUUCAGUAAGAAGAAGAAGGAGACACGUGUCCAUGUUCCGGAGACUUUGCCGUAAUGUUUGGGUAUUUUGACCUUAUAAGUAGUGUUUGAAUUAAGUGUGCCAUGGAUGUAUAAAUAAUGCAGCAGUUAAUAUCUCUGUCUGUGGUGUCAAUAAGUUUAUUGUUAGGGUAUACGAGUGUGUUGGUCUAUUUUGCUCUUAGCAUGAAUGCCUUGUGAAUUUGGUUCUGUAGAUACCAUCUUGCUUUCUGUGUUCAAUAAAAUGAUGUAAUUACUAAA
Messenger RNA from Musa acuminata AAA Group (dessert banana), 1429 nucleotides. Its product is annotated as hypersensitive-induced response protein 1. The record is from RefSeq and is a predicted model, not a curated record. Lineage: Eukaryota; Viridiplantae; Streptophyta; Magnoliopsida; Zingiberales; Musaceae. The transcript has 6 exons. The coding region runs from base 305 to 1162 and encodes 285 amino acids.